This is a messenger RNA of Chelonoidis abingdonii (Abingdon island giant tortoise), 1013 nucleotides long. Lineage: Eukaryota; Metazoa; Chordata; Testudines; Testudinidae. The record is from RefSeq and is a predicted model, not a curated record.
UGAUACAGUUUGGGUUGUGUUUUUUACUUGCUUGUGUAUAUUUAUUGAAAUAUUCUGUAUGAAAUGUUUAAAAGAAAUCAAAGGUACAUGCAUAAACAUCUGAAGCACUUAGAAACUUGUCGGGUCAUUUUGAGCCUCUCGAUGUUUAAUCUGAUUGUAUGUAUAUGUUUCACAGGACAAAACGCUGCACCCCCAGAAGUGGUUACCAAAUAUGGGAAACUCCGAGGGCAGCGAAUCAAAGUUGAUGGAGCUGAGACACAUGUAGAUGUUUUCCUGGGAAUUCCUUUUGCCAAGCCACCUGUUGGACCUUUGAGAUUUUCCCCACCAGCGCCAGCUGAGCCAUGGAAGGGUCUCAGAAAUGCAACUAUCUACCCACCCAUGUGCCUACAGGACUCAGUGGUUGGGCAGCAUCUAUCGGAUGCAUUUACUAACAGAAAAGAAAAACUUUCUUUCCAAGUUUCCGAAGACUGUUUGUUCCUAAACGUGUACACGCCUGUCAGCUCAGACAUGGACAUGUUACCUGUAAGUCAUGGAUGGAUCCAUGGAGGUGGAUUAGUGAUUGGUGCAGCUUCAACAUGAGGGUCAGCACUAUCAGCCUUUGAAAAUGUGGUGGUUGUAACAAUUCAGUAGACUGGGAUCCUUGGAUAUUUUAGCUCUGGUGAUGAACAUGCUCGUGGAAACUGGGGUUAUUUGGAUCAAGUGGCAGCUCUCCAGUGGAUUCAGGAAAAUAUUGAACAUUUUGGAGGAGAUCCAGGAUCUGUCACUAUAUUUGGAGAGUCUGCAGGAGGAGUCAGCGUUUCUGCCCUUAUCUUAUCUCCUCUGGCAAAGGGCUUGUUCCAUAAGGCCAUCUCAGAGAGUGGAGUUACAAUCAAGGGGUUGUUCACUGCUCAUCCUGAAGCACAAGCUAAUAAAAAUUUGCUAAGUUCUGGCUGCCAAUCAACCAGCUCUGCGCCAAUUGGUUUUGUCUAGGAAAAGACAGGAAAGAAAAUGAUGGAAAUAACGCUGAAGAUGAG